AUGCAGUCACUAGCAUCGCCGAUGAUGCAGCCUCUCUCUCUUACUCAAUCUUCUCGCUCUAUCUAUACUCGUUUUCUUUCUAGUUCACUCUCUAAGUCCUUUUCUCCAAAUAUCAAAAGAUACCCUUUUUUUAUACAUAAUUGCAGUUCUAUCACUGCCAAACCUUCUUCUCAAGUUCGGAGGAGUAGCACCAAUAAAUCAGAACCUGACGAGAAGCUAAGUGCUCUUCGUGAGCUGUUUUCCAAGCCUGGAAUUGGCAUUGAUGCCUAUAUCAUACCUUCUCAAGAUGCUCAUCAGAGUGAAUUCAUUGCUGAAUGUUAUAUGCGGAGAGCCUAUAUAUCAGGAUUUACUGGUAGUGCUGGCACUGCUGUUGUCACCAAAGAAAAUGCAGCUCUUUGGACAGAUGGUCGUUAUUUUCUUCAGGCUGAGAAGCAGUUGAACUCUAGCUGGACCCUUAUGCGGGCUGGUAAUCUAGGAAUCCCAACUACAAUUGAAUGGCUCAAUGAUGUACUGCCUCCUGGAGCAAAAGUUGGUAUUGAUCCUUUUCUUUUUUCUUUUGAUGCUGCUGAGGAGUUGAAGGAUGCUAUAUCUAAGAAGAAUCACAAGUUGAUUUACUUGUAUGAUUUAAAUCUCGUGGAUGAAAUUUGGAAGGAGCCAAGGCCAAAGCCUCCAAACAAACCAAUAAGAGUGCAUGACAUUAAAUACGCUGGAGUGGAUGUAGUUUCGAAGUUGUCUACCCUCAGGUCUCUGCUUCUUGAUGCUGGUUCAUCUGCAAUAGUUAUUUCUAUGCUUGAUGAGAUUGCCUGGCUUCUGAACUUGAGAGGUGGUGAUGUACCUAAUUCACCAGUUAUGUAUGCAUACCUAAUUGUGGAGAUUGAUGGUGCCAAAUUAUUUGUGGACAAUUCUAAAGUCACACCUGAAGUUUUGAAUCAUUUGAAGAAUGCUAGUGUUGAGUUGAAGCCUUAUGAUACCAUCCUUUCUGAGAUAGAAAGGUUGGCUGCACAAGGGACUGAACUUUGGUUGGAUACUUCAUCUGUUAAUGCUGCUAUAGUCAACACCUACAAGUCUGCCUGCGAUAGACAUCUCGCAGACUUUGGAAGUAAAAAUCAUAGCAAGAAUGAUAAAUAUAAUGGCUCCAAUUGUCAAUCCUGGGGACCUACUGGAGUUUAUAGGGCAUCACCUAUAUCUCUAGCAAAAGCAGUGAAGAAUCCGGCUGAGCUAGAAGGCAUGCGAAAUUCCCACUUAAGGGAUGCAGCUGCUUUAGCACAGUUCUGGGCCUGGUUGGAAGAAGAAAUUCACAAGGAUGUGAAACUAACAGAAGUAGAUGUUUCAGAGAAACUUCUUGAGUUCCGUUCGAAGCAGGCUGGUUUUGUGGAUACUAGCUUUGAUACAAUAUGUGGUUCUGGUGCAAAUGGUGCUAUCAUACAUUACAAACCUGAACCGGAUAGUUGUAGUGUUGUGGAUAAGAAAAAGCUAUUGCUAUUAGACAGUGGAGCUCAAUAUGUUGAUGGAACAACUGACAUAACCAGGACUGUGCACUUUAGUGAGCCUACUCCACGCGAGAAAGAAUGCUUCACCCGAGUUCUGCAGGGUCAUAUAGCUCUUGAUCAGGCAGUUUUCCCUGAAAAUACACCUGGUUUUGUAUUGGAUGCAUUUGCUCGUUCUUCUUUGUGGAAGAUAGGGCUCGACUAUCGUCAUGGAACUGGACAUGGUGUCGGAGCUGCAUUAAAUGUUCAUGAAGGCCCUCAAAGCAUAAGCUUUCGAUAUGGAAAUACUACCCCCUUGCAGAAAGGCAUGAUCGUAAGCAAUGAACCAGGGUAUUAUGAAGAUCAUGCUUUUGGCAUUCGGAUUGAGAAUCUCCUGCAUGUGAAAGAGGCUGACACUCCAAAUCGCUUUGGAGGAAUAGAGUAUUUGGGUUUUGAAAAACUCACUUUUCUCCCUAUUCAGACUAAAUUGGUAGACUUAUCCUUGCUCUCUGCGAAUGAGAUUGAUUGGCUUGAUGAUUACCAUUCACAAGUCUGGGAGAAGGUUUCACCACUGCUUGAUGUUGACAGUCCUGCCCAACAAUGGCUUUGGAACAACACGCGACCACUUGUCAAAAAGUGAUUCCGAUCUUAUGUUAUUAUUGUAUGUCUAAUAAUUUCAAAUAACAAAGAGCCUUGAGUUCAAUCUUUCUAUCACCGAACUAUUUGUACAGGUAGAGUAGAUAUUAUACCCCUCAACAGAAUUAUAUUUGUCCUUUAGAAUUUCUGUUUAAAAUUGUGUAGUUAAAAUUGUGUAUGGCUUUGAUCCAGUACCCAGAGAGCAAAUAAAGACAUGGAAAUUAGCAAGGUUUAACGUGGGAAUAUCCUUCCCAUUA
Molecule: messenger RNA, 2359 nt
Organism: Ricinus communis (castor bean)
Lineage: Eukaryota; Viridiplantae; Streptophyta; Magnoliopsida; Malpighiales; Euphorbiaceae
Product: aminopeptidase P2
Exons: 13
Coding region: 1-2106 (701 amino acids)
Molecular function (GO): metalloaminopeptidase activity
Source: RefSeq, a predicted model, not a curated record